GAUUCUCUUACGCUGCUCAUUGCUUUGCGCCCCGAAGGCCAUGGCAUACCAGGAAAGACACAUCUAUCUCAAAGAGAGGGGUAAAGCAGACUUGUUGAGAAGGCGCACGUACGCUUUGACCGGCUGAACAGGUAUCCACCUCAUAUCUUCCGGAUCCGAGUUGGGGCACUCUCACCUAGGUUCAAUUGGCGGCUGACCUAUCGUUGGGGUCAAUUUCUGCUCUUUGUAACAUGUGUUGCUCUAACACAGUCAUUCAACGCGCAGAUCGCGUUCUCCAAUAGCGGACGAACUGUCAGUUCUCAACGUCUCAACUGAAGUGUGGCGAUCCCCAUCCAGCAGCAGAAAACACAUUGGUUGGACUCUAGUGCAGAUUGCUGACAGUGGCGCAUGUGGUUCUGAAUGCUACAUAUGACCUGCUUUGCGCAGAGACCUGUCAGAACGGUAAACCACUGACCUUCUUGUGGCGAAUCUAAAGAGGAAGAAGUUCUUUUCAGGCCGUCCUUCUUAGCAUCGGUAACAUGGUUUGCGCAUCUUCAGGUUUCUCCAGGCUUUCCAUCCCUCCGCAGCUCUACAGAGGAUCGGCCCCUAGAUUGGUGGAACGUGGGUCGCGCGGAUGUUGCUUACUUGCAUACCACCAUGGUGAUUCCGCACACCAUCCUCGCUCAAUUCGUUGCGCAAGCAGGUGAUCUUACCCUAUAUCAAAUACAUAAGUACAUACAGAUGAGCGUGAUUACCUGCUACGUGCUUGAGGCCAUCGCGACGCUUCCUGAUGAGAUGAGAUAUGUGUGGCCAUCGGACUGGAGCCUCAUGAAGAUGAUAUAUUUCUUCAACAAAUAUUCCCCUUUUGUGGACAUAGUGUUGUUGGUCCAAGUCGAUAUAACGUCUCAUGACGCUGACGCAUGCGCGCUGCAGUUCCAGCUCUUAACAUACUGGUUGAUCGUCGGCGUGCUGUGUUCCGAAUUCAUCCUGAUCGUUCGAACAUAUGCUCUCUGGGGUGGCGACCGGCAUAUCCUCUAUUUCAAUAUCUACGCCGCCGCUCUAAUGACACCUCAUGCUUUUUAUGUCGCAUAUGACAUGCUCCGCAUCAAUCUCAAAUCGUUCGGGGAUGAUGCACAGAUGGUCCGGAUCCUCGGGUGUAUGCCUGCAAUCAAUGACUUCGGUGUCUGGCCAGCGUUCGUAUACAUGAUUUGUGCAGAGCUGAUGGUGGUCCUGUCGACACUGUUGAAGCGCUACUUGGAUCAUGCGUCGUUUGCCGAUGGUAGCUCCCGCUCGAGCAUUCUCCUGACCACCUUGUACCGAGAUGGAACCUGGUUUUGGGCAGUCGUCCUCGUUUUCUCCGUUGUUAACUUGCUCAUGAUGUUCCUAGCACCCAGAGAGCUCAGCUUCUUGCUGCAGGAGUCGUUGCGAACUGUGCAUAGUGCUUUAUGCACUCGCGUGCUUCUCAAUCUCAGGAAAGCCGCUGCGAGCACGUCGUAUCUGGGAGUUGGCGAAUUCACGGUGAACACUAUGGCGUUCGAGUCGCUUCCUAUGUUUGCACCCUUGGGCGAGGAGGAAUUUGAGAUGGAGAUUGUUGAGUAGAAUAUGCAUUGCGAGUGACGAGCGGCUUGUAAAGCGUCAUAAAGGAGGUCUGGCGAGGAACAGGGCAAAUGUUGUCGGUCGAGUGGACCAGUGCACCACUGCCCUUUGAGGCGCUUUUGUCGCCUGUUGUGGACGCUUCUCUUUCUCGUACUACGAGCAUCAUCGAUAAUCAUCAUUUCU
Dichomitus squalens LYAD-421 SS1 is the source of this 1758-nucleotide messenger RNA. RefSeq lists its product as uncharacterized. The coding region runs from base 637 to 1578 and encodes 313 amino acids. The record is from RefSeq and is a predicted model, not a curated record. The transcript is spliced from 17 exons. Lineage: Eukaryota; Fungi; Basidiomycota; Agaricomycetes; Polyporales; Polyporaceae.